Messenger RNA from Camelina sativa (false flax), 1985 nucleotides. RefSeq names its product kinesin-like protein KIN-5B. The record is from RefSeq and is a predicted model, not a curated record. NCBI's taxonomy places the organism in Eukaryota, Viridiplantae, Streptophyta, Magnoliopsida, Brassicales, Brassicaceae.
AAUAAAAAAGGAAUACUUACGUACAGAUCGUAGCUUUGUGAUAAUUAAGGAUGAAAAAAUAACCUAUACAUGUCGGUAUGAAUGAUAUGUCUAUUAUCUAUGUUAUGAAAGGAUAGAUUUUUUUUUUUUUUUUGACCUAUGAAAGGAUAGAUUGUGAGGAUAUAUUUUGUAUACUUUAUACAUAAUAAUUUAAAAUAACCGUGCGUUGUAAAUUCAAAUUUUCCAUGUUAUUUUUUAAUAUAUAUGCAAUAUGCUAUUAUAGAAUUCUCAAGUCAUUAAAUUUAAGUCCUUCCCCUUUCUUGGAUCAGUUUCAUUGAUAUUUUCUUGGACAGAGACUUCUUUGAUCGACCGCGCGAAGGGGUUGCGUUAUAAGUUUGUUGUUCACGAGAUUAGAUACUUCUUCUAUCCUAAGUCUAAGGCUCUAAACAAGAUUUGUCAAGUACUGAUUUUACUUGUUUCUGCAGACCAAAAGGAUCAGCUGGAAUCGGAAAACCAGAGCAUGCUUCUGAAAUUUGGUUCACAGCUUGACCAAAACCUUAAGGAUCUGCAUAGAACAGUUCUUGGAUCAGUCUCUCAGCAACAACAACAAUUAAGAACUAUGGAGGAACAUACCCACACAUUUCUUGUUCAUAUAUAUGAUGCAACACAGGAUCUGGAAUCAAGAAUUGGAAAAAUAGCAGCCUUGAAGGAACUAUAUGAAAUUAUACAAAAGAAGGCCUCCUCUAAUCUGGAGAAGAACUCCUCUAUAGUAUCACAAAUAGCGGCGGUUGAGAAAUUUCUCACUAUAUCAGCAACAGAGGCUUCUGCAGUCGCUCAUGACAUCCACAAUACACUUAAUGAUCAGAAGAUUGAAGAUUACCUUGAAGAUUGCUUGGGAAGGGCCAAUGAUUCUAAAACUUUGUGGGAGACCACUGAAACAGGCAUAAAGAACCUUAACACGAAGUAUCAACAAGUACUUAAUGUCACAAUGGAGGACAUGGCAAAAGAAAGUGAGAGGGGGUACGAUGUACAUAUAGGGACAUGGCAAAACUCUCUUCUCCAUUGAGGCUUCACAAUCAGCACAAACAAAGGGAGCAAAGACCAAAUUGAGCCAUGCAGAUAUGUCAAACCGUAGCAGUACAGGUGAGUUCUCUCUCAUAUGGCGCCCUUUGUCAAAGAGAUCAAGAAAUUCACACAAAGCAUGCAGCAGGUUUGACAAUGUUAGAUGUGAAUGAGGCUUGGUUUGUUGGGUUGUUGCUAACACCAAACUGGUCCGGUUGAUGGGAUGUUGUUGAGAACUAGAGACGCUAGUUAGCAUAGGGAUAAAAGGGAUUUGGUUCUUCCAGUUAACAAACAAAGUCACAAAUUGAGUAAGGGCCAGGGAUCUACCAUACAUUUUGUUACUACAAAUCAUUCUAGGUAAGUGGAUUCUCAGAUGCAGUCUUCGGACACCGAGUUCAACCAACGAACAAAAGAGAUGUUUACUAGAUAACAUAAGGAUAGAUAGAGUAGACCUGGGAUUUUAGAAGUUGGGCAAGACCAAUUGGGAUGCUAGCAAUCCAAGUUCAAGUCCUGAGCUCAUCCGCAGAGAUCCAAUAGACUUUGGGGAUGACCAGGGGAGUUGACAUGGGUCUGCCAAGCUCAUAGUGUGACAGAUCUUAGAGACGGGAGUCCAAAAACGGAGACAAUUCGCAACUCUGGAAGAUUCCUCGCCAAACAUCGACACAUGUGCUGUUGAGGAAGAGGAGACUUCAAUGGCAAAGCACAAUCCGGAUUGGGGAAAAGAUAAGCACAAAGACUUUGGUACCAUCAACGAUAAGGCUGGACGAGGAUAGAUGAGGAUGGGGUUCGCCGGACUCCAGAUCCUUCUGUAGGGGCACAAUAUCAGGCAUUCGUCUAGCUUUAGGGUAGGUGUCGUGGUUUUGUCGGGGAACAAAAGAAGAAAACAAAAGGGGAAAAAAGCUUGAGGGAUGAAACUAAAGGAAUAAAGAAAGUAGAAAAGGAGC